This is a messenger RNA of Drepanopeziza brunnea f. sp. 'multigermtubi' MB_m1, 834 nucleotides long. Lineage: Eukaryota; Fungi; Ascomycota; Leotiomycetes; Helotiales; Drepanopezizaceae. The record is from RefSeq and is a predicted model, not a curated record.
AUGUACUGUACAUAUCGAUACUAUCUAUUCGACGACGACAGCAUGGCUCUCCAUCACAACCCAAAGAAGAGGAAAUCAUCAACAAUAUCAACAUCAAUAAACACAACAGCAGCAACAUCAAUCCAACAACCCCCUAGCGAUAGUCCCCACUUGCAUUUCAACUACCCCUCCAAGAAACCGACGAAACGACACCCCCACCCCCACCAUCAUCAUCACCACCACCACAUCAACCCCUCCAACUCCUCCAAGCCCAGCACCAUUGACGUAAACAUCAACACAGCCUCCUCCUCCUCCUCCUCCUCCCUCCACCCCCCCAACUUGCAAACCAUAACCCAGAGCAAGAACGACUACGACCUAGCCUUCUACCACCCCCACGGAGAAGCGCGAGGCCCGGCGGCGACGGAGCGGCAGAACAACAAGUCGAUUGCGAUGGGCAGGGACAGUGGAAAAACGGAGUUGGAUUACUUCGACCUUAAUAGGAACACCUCCAAUAACGCAGCAGCCGCGAGAAUCAGAAUCUGCCCCAGGCUGGAAGAGGAGGGCGAGGCGCAAGAGGAGGAGGAGGAGGAGGAGGAGGAGGAGGAGGAGGAGGAGGAGGAGGAGGAGGUGGAAGCGGAAGAGGAGCCUGCCUACCCGGCCAAGAACACGCUUCGGGCCGCGACGACGCAGGACAAGCCCCGGGAGGGCGGCGCCCAGCCACAUCUACCCACGCCGCCGUCCAAGAUGGAACUCCUCUGCGCGCGCGUCACCGACGGGCAGGGUACCGACAAUUGGGGGCAACUGAUGGAGGAGUGGAUCGCGGCCCUGUUCGUCUUGCAUCCGAACUGUGUGUGA